GAUAAUCUCUGGAGAAGUAGCACUGUUUGCACUAUGGAAGUAACUUCGCUUGUCUUUUUAUCCCUCCUAAUUUCUGCAGGGACUACUGGAAAACUCAUUUCACGUGAUGAAAUUUCUUCAAGCACACUUCUGUCCUGGUUCGAUGAUGGAAAGGAUCUGCUAAGGAAGAGUAUUCAGAGUUUGCAGGAGAAAUCAAAAUUCAUCACCAAAGGAGAAGAGGAGAGUUUCCAGGAAGAGCAGGAACUAGAACCCAGACUUGGACCCCAUUACCUUACACGACAGAACCAUGGUGAAGAACCACCUUUGGACAUGUCAGACACUGCUGACCCACUUAGAAAGAACACAGAUCAAGAAGGCUACAAAGAAGAUGUUAAAGUAAGAGUAAUGCUGGCUGUGUCAUGUACAACUCUUAUCUGCUCCUUCAUGUUUGUGUCAUGCUGUUUUAUAGCUUUCAUCAAGUACAGAAUGAAAAAGGGGAUUUUUUGUGAUAAACUCAGAUGCUCACAGGAAAAAAACAGAAACAAUCUCCCUCUGUUUUCGCAUGGCUUCUGGCCGCUGCCGGAGGCAGAGCACUGGGGCAGACGCUCCUGGUGCGAACUCAUCCCGACUUUUGCUUCCGUCGACAGGAGCUACUGCGUUCAGGGCAGGAGGACAGGCCCGCAGAUCCAGGAGGCCUCUCGACGAAACGCUGGCUCUCCUUCUGUCCGGCCCAGAGGGCUCCUGCCGGCAGCCUUGACACCCAGCUGA
This is a messenger RNA of Pezoporus flaviventris, 747 nucleotides long. RefSeq lists its product as uncharacterized. Lineage: Eukaryota; Metazoa; Chordata; Aves; Psittaciformes; Psittacidae. The transcript has 7 exons. The coding region runs from base 34 to 747 and encodes 237 amino acids. The record is from RefSeq and is a predicted model, not a curated record.